Messenger RNA from Armigeres subalbatus, 2472 nucleotides. Its product is annotated as FAST kinase domain-containing protein 3, mitochondrial-like. Gene Ontology annotation, biological process: regulation of mitochondrial mRNA stability. The record is from RefSeq and is a predicted model, not a curated record. Bases 221 to 2245 code for a protein of 674 amino acids. The transcript has 3 exons. Lineage: Eukaryota; Metazoa; Arthropoda; Insecta; Diptera; Culicidae.
UGCCUUUUGUUUUGCUACAACCCUCUCAACCAAUCAAGCGCGGCAACUUUGGGGGCUCCCCGUUGUGUUAUCGAUCGGAAGAUUUAUUUCACAAUCAGCUGGCGAAAAGUGUAGUGUUGAUUAUGACAUUGCUAGGGAAUGAAGAAAAAAUGUGUUAAUGUGAUUCGAAUUAUCACUGGUCUGUGUCGAACCUAGUUUCCAACUUGUGAAAUUGUCCGAGAUGUCUCGCUGUAUGCUUAGUCCGUUGCGGUUCUACCGGACUAGAUCCGGUUUGCAAUAUUUUCUGCCGAGUUUGGCCAGAGCUUGUUUAUUCUCAUCGCAGGGAGCUGAUGGUGGUGGUAGCAACAAUAGCGGAAGUGGCGGCAAAGGAUUUGUGCGGAAUACGACGAUUUUAGUGCAGCAGGGCUGCGACAUUCAGGAGCUGCCAGUGGUGGUCCGUAAAAUUGCCGAGGAUGAAUUUGCGGCUUUUAUAUCGAACAAAAUCAUCGAUAGUCAGCCUCCGCCAGCCCAAGCGGAACCAAAUGGCGUAGUUGGAAACGAUGCCGAAGCAAAUAAUGGUGCUCAGACCGAAUUUAAAAAGUCGAUCGAAGAAUGUCUCACUGCUCAGGGAGUAUGUUUGGUGGUGGAAUCGUUAAGUGAGCAAGAUUUUACUCCGGACAUUGCAGUUCGAGCAAUUGAAAAGAUUUUAAAAAUCGAGAAUUUGCUGGAAUUAAAGCACCUAGAGAACAAGGAAGAAUUUGAGAAGAUUAUUAGUUGUAUCGUCUAUCGUGGAGACAAUCACACGGUUCUGGAGGUGCUGGAUGAUUUGAGGAAUUACAUGGAGCUGACGAAAACGAUCGACAUGUUAGGAAACGAGCUUGUCUACCGAUGCUCGGAAAACAAGUUGGGUAUCGAGCAUUGUUGCGAGGCCAUCGAAAGCCUAACCCAGUGUCGUAGGUACGACAUGGUAGAAAAGUUUUGGAGUGGGCUUGCCGAUCAAGAGAAGCAAAUCGACGACAAGAACAUUAACAAAGUUUUCGCAAUAUUGCCGUACUUAAAAAUAAGCCGAAGGGCAGUGCUGAACGUGCUGGAACGACGAAUAGUGUCAGUCUGGUGGCAAAUGUCCCCCAGCAGCACGAUGGAUGUCCUGCAGUCGCUGGAGACGUGCAAGCUAUCGCCGUUCCGGGUGACACAAACCCUUGCCCGCUGGUUGAACACAAACAUUCAUGCCGUGAGCGAGGAUCAACUGGAAGCGGUGCUCGAGUCGUUCACCAACUUGGGAUACUCUGAGAAUCAAAUUGAGCGGGCUAUCGAGCGAUACGUUAAGAAUAAGGGCAUCAAAAUUGUAUCACAAAGUUUGGUUGUGACCAUUUUGAAGCAUUGUCAGGCAUUCCGUAUUCGAAACUCGCACAUCUUGAACGGUUGCGGCGAGUUCUUCAUAGCCCAUCACCAAAACCUUGAUCCCGGCUAUCUGCGAGCCGUUUUCUGCCCGUUCGGCUACCUCGACUAUCAGCCGAUCAACAGCAACAAGUUCUGGGAAACUCUGGACAUGUAUCUGGAUCUCAAUUUCACCAAAAUUCACCCGAUGGAAAUCAUCGACAUCAUGUUCGGUUACGUUUGCUUCGAGCGCUAUCCGCUAAUGUUCGUCAACCGAAUUUUCAAUCCGUACUUCUUGGACGUACUGCACGCCAGAACUCGACCGGAGCGGCUCGAUCGGGUUCGAAGUCUGAUCAAAGUAUUUGACACGAGCCUCACGCUGGAAUGUCCGGAUUAUGAUGGCCCGCUUCUGCCGCGUGAUCACUCCGCCAAAACCCUGUUUCACGACGGCCGAAUCAAACGGAUUGUCAACUACAUCACUCCGGAGUUGCAAAAACUUGCCGGAGGCCCGGAUUGUAUGACUAAAUUUACCGUUCUGCAAAACCUGCCCGUGCACGAGCUCUAUCUAGUCGAUGCCAUUUUCCACCCAUGCGGCAUGGGAAACAUCUAUUCUCUGAACACAAUGAAGGAACGGAACAUCAAUGUUGCGGUGCUGGUUAUGCUCCCGGAAUACUUCAACAGCACCGGAGAGCAUCUGAUUGGGUCGCAAGCGAUGCGAAUCCGGCACCUACGGCGUUUGGGGAUGCGCGUGGUGACGCUUCGGUUCGAUUCGUUGUACAAAUUGAAAGUGCAUCCGGCCGAACUGCAGAAAUAUUUGGUUGAGCGAAUGAAGCAAGCUCUGGAUGCUUUACCUGUGCCGAAAGGGCCGACUGGUGAUUCUAAAGGUUGAAGGCACUUCGCUGUGCGAGGCAAGACUGGAAUUUCAGUACUCAGAGCAGUUAGAUACGACGCACACAAUUGUGAUAAAGUAAAUUUAUCAAUAGCUUGCAACAUAUUACUUGACUGCUCAAUUGAGUAAUGAACCAAAUGAGUCAUUUUACAGGUGUUACAAAAAUUUCACAUGUAAUAGUGGUCCUAAAUUGAUUGAAAUAAAAACCGAAGAUUAUGGUUCCUUGA